CCCGCCGCCACAGUCUCGCGCCAGCCGUCGACCAGCGCGCACGUCCGCGCGCCCGAGAUCGCACAAUCAGCUGAUCGGCGCGCGCCCCGCGGCGCACAUGCCGUGAGGCCGCGCCCGCCACGAUGACGGGCUACGCCCGCAGCGAGGCCGACUUCGCGGCCGCCGACCGCUUCGCACGGGACGCGCGGCCCGCCUCGCUCGCCCCCAAGGAUUACUCGGUGCCUUUACACGUAGACUGCAGUAUCGAAUACGAGCUUCCCGACUGUGCCAAGCCGCCGCAGGGCGUCAAGAUCGAGCCGCUGCUCAUGAUCCACCCGUCGCACUUCCGCAGGCUCGAGAGCCUGCGCCGCGUGCCCUUCGUCAACAACCUGCCGCGCGGCGACGCGGCGCCCGACGCGCGCGCGCGCGUGCGUGCCGUGCGGCGCUGCUGCCGCGCCGCGCCGCGCGCGCCCGAGCCGCGCCGCUUCCGCUGCGAGCUGGGCGGCCUGGCGCGGCGCCUCAAGCCGCACCCCUACCUGCCGCCCGAGGCGCUGGACUGCGAGCUGGCGCUGCCGCCGCCGUACGAGCGCUUCGACAAGCGCGCGCUGCAGCAGCUGCCCAUCUACAUGUAGCCCGCGGAGUCUGUGAUGUUCCCUUGUAACUAGUAGUGUAAGUGCGCGGCCGGCCGCGGGACCCAUACCAAAUAGUACCUAUGUGCGUCGACAUUGUGUGAACGGAGUGCUCGGUGCGGACGAUGACGCGUCGCCGCGCGACAGUCGCGCCGCCGGCGCACGCCCACCGACGAAGUAUUUAUUCGCAGUCGCAGUAACCGAUGCUUCAUGAUAAGUUAUUGUACCGUCGCUGAUUCGUUGCGUAUUUCUGUAUAAGAUAUCAUAUCGAUAAUAAUUAUAUGUUCAAAAAUUGUAUUAUAAUAAAAUAUGUACCUAUAGAGUAAAAAAUGAAAGUGAGAAAAAUAUUACGAAUAAAACUAGACAUAGUUAUGUUUUCGAAUAGGUGAUGAGCUCUAGAACAGUCCCGAGUGGUAAACAAGAAUCGUAUUCUACUCUCAUUUUGUAAGCAGUUAUGUUUGUUAAAGUUAUAUAUAAAGAGUCCUCUGAUGAAUAGUCUGAUUAACAAAUAUUCGGCAUGUAAAAGUCUUUAUAAAACGCUUACUUAGCAUAUCAUAGUAUUAUAUUGUGUCAUAGUCCAAUGCCAAAAAUAUAACUAUCUUUUUACAAAAAUCCUUAAA
Messenger RNA from Pararge aegeria (speckled wood butterfly), 1228 nucleotides. RefSeq lists its product as uncharacterized. NCBI's taxonomy places the organism in Eukaryota, Metazoa, Arthropoda, Insecta, Lepidoptera, Nymphalidae. The record is from RefSeq and is a predicted model, not a curated record. The transcript has 2 exons. The coding region runs from base 123 to 611 and encodes 162 amino acids.